Orcinus orca (killer whale) is the source of this 826-nucleotide messenger RNA. It is a transcript of the gene C17H8orf88, whose product is annotated as chromosome 17 C8orf88 homolog. The coding region runs from base 279 to 629 and encodes 116 amino acids. Gene Ontology annotation, molecular function: eukaryotic initiation factor 4E binding. The record is from RefSeq and is a predicted model, not a curated record. The transcript is spliced from 6 exons. Gene Ontology annotation, biological process: negative regulation of translational initiation. Lineage: Eukaryota; Metazoa; Chordata; Mammalia; Artiodactyla; Delphinidae. Gene Ontology annotation, cellular component: cytoplasm.
CCGCCCUCGUCGCCGCCACCCUGGGUCUGGAGCGGACUCGCGGCUGCAGCUGUUCACGGACGGGCAGCCCGGCGCUCGGCCGCCGCGUCUAGGGCUGAGCGCCGCGACGCGGCUGCUUGUCCCGAAAUCCUCCCGGAUCUUUAGGCGGUAGGUGGCCGGGGAUGACGAGCCAUACGGGGACAGAAGUCAGGUCCCGGGGUGUGAGGAGGCCAGUGGACGCCGUCUCCGAGGGAGGAAACGGGGGAAGUUGAGUAUGGAACCUCAAGGUCUUUGAGACAAUGGAAACCAAAAAAUUGAUUGGUAAACCACUUCAACCAGCAAGACCUGUUCGUCAUCUGACUUCUCCUCCUGGAACAGUAUUCCCUUUCAACUUCCAAAACGAAUAUCCAUGCAACACCCAGUACUUACAAAGUGGAGUUAGCAGAUGUAAGACGAGUGGAAUGCAAGCCUUUUCUCAAGGUCUUAAUGAACAACAACAUCAGUCUCCAGUUAAAAAAGAGAGAAUCAAAUACAGCAGAGAUUUUCUGUUGAAGCUCUCAAGUGUUUCCAUCUGCAGAAAAAAACCAGACUUUCUGCCUGAUCAUCCCAUUGUACUUCAAAAACCAGAAAACAACCAAAGCUUUAAGUAGCAUUUUGAGAAUGUAUGUAUUUCAAGAUAAAGAAUUACUAAGUUUAUAUUUUGGACACCUGCAAAUGAAGUGGAUCUAGUAACAAUAACUGUAACAGACUGUAACAAUUCAAUUUAUUUUUAAUUUUGAUGGUUGGAUAUUUGGUUUCUCCUAAAAUGAGAAAGAGAUACUUUAAACAAUAAAGAAUUUUCUAAUCA